This is a messenger RNA of Camelina sativa (false flax), 908 nucleotides long. The record is from RefSeq and is a predicted model, not a curated record. NCBI's taxonomy places the organism in Eukaryota, Viridiplantae, Streptophyta, Magnoliopsida, Brassicales, Brassicaceae.
UCUACCUAGCUAGUGUUUUCGCCACCGCCGAGUUACUCUUAUACCUCUCUCAGAUCGUUGACAUGAAGAUUAAGAAUGUUACCGGAAAGGUCGAGACUUUGGUCGAUUCGUUGAGGGAUUUGUCUCCGACACGUAUCAGAUCUUCCUCCUCUGAUGAACUCAUAGCAUCCGAGAAAGAUGACGAGAUAAGCUCCUGGAUUGCUCUUCAUCCGUCGGCAUUGGACAUGUUCAACAAAAUCAUGAGUGAUGCAGAAGGCAAACAAAUUAUCAUGUUUCUUGAUUACGACGGAACUCUCUCACGAAUCACUGAAGAUCAUGACAAAGCUUACAUAACCGACGAGAUGCGUGAUGUUGUAAAGGAAGUGGCUAUACAUUUCAAGACUGCGAUCAUAAGCGGCAGAAGCACAGACAAAGUUCAGAGUUUUGUGAAACUCGCUGGAAUCCACUACGCCGGGAGCCACGGCAUGGACAUUAAGGGUCCGACAAAUACUGAUGAGGUUUUUUUAUUUAUAUUUUUGAGUAAUCAAGAAGUCAUGUUUCAACCUGCAAGUGACUAUUUACCAAUGAUCGACGAGGUGGUUAAUGUUUUAAAGGAAAAAACAAAAUGCAUCUCUGGAGCUACGGUUGAGAACAACAAGUUUUGUCUAUCGGUACAUUUUCGUCGGGUUGAUGAAAAGGGAUGGGCUGCAUUAGCGGAGCAAGUGAGAUUGGUUCUCAUUGAUUAUCCGAAGUUGAGACUGACGCAUGGCAAAAAGGUGUUAGAACUCCGACCUUCCAUCAAAUGGGACAAGGGAAAGGCUCUAGAAUUUUUGCUAAACUCAUUAGGUGUAUUAGCAGAAUCUGAAGAUGUGUUACCGGUUUACAUUGGGGAUGACCGUACUGAUGAAGAUGCAUUCAAGGUACACUAA